Polychytrium aggregatum is the source of this 2869-nucleotide messenger RNA. RefSeq lists its product as uncharacterized. The transcript has a single exon. The record is from RefSeq and is a predicted model, not a curated record. NCBI's taxonomy places the organism in Eukaryota, Fungi, Chytridiomycota, Chytridiomycetes, Polychytriales. The coding region runs from base 4 to 2850 and encodes 948 amino acids. Gene Ontology annotation, cellular component: nucleus.
UACAUGAUCGGCUCGGUCGUGCCCAGCGCCAGCGCCAGCGCCAGCUCCAGCUCCAGCUCCAGCUCGAUUCGACCCAUCGGCACCCUCGAUCCGUCCAGCUUUGCGUACCUGGCUCCCGAAGCGAUGUGGAAUCAGAUCCUCGAUCCAUCCGCCACGUCAUCCACCUCGUCCAUGCGUCAUUCAACGUCGUCUGUUUCGCUUUCCAAUGCACCAUCCUCAGGCUCCGCGCUGAACGUCUCUGCCAUCCAGAGCAGCCAGGGCCUUUCGAGUGCCGCCGCUGAAGCCCCCAGCACAACCGAUACCUCCAACUUUGACUAUCCGAUUCCUUCCUGCUGCGAGAUGACCUUUUCUAGCUACAACGAGCUCAUGCAACACCUGCAGAUCAGCCACGCCCACGAGUAUUUGUCCUUUGACGACCCUGCACAAAAUCACUCGAUCUUGAGCUAUCUUGCUCAGUCUCUCGGCACCUCGGUGGAUGACAAGCUGCUUGGCACAUCCAUCAGCGACAAGAUGAUGUUGGGCACAUCCGUCAGCGACAGAAUGCUCGGCACGAGUCUCAGCGAGUUUCAGCAUCCCGUCGCUCUCGGCGCUACCAUCCCGAUCUACAAUCGAGACUCUGCCAAUGCCCAGGCUCGUGCUUUUGUCCCUGACGGACUCUACGGGGCACUUGGAGCCAAUGCCUUUGAUCCAAUGGCCUCCACACCAACAUCCCAGGGCCAGGCCAAGCGCUCGCUGACCACCGCCGCCUUCUCGAUCGGCUCCUACAAUAGCCAGUUUGAUCUCAAGCGCUUCCGCGAGGGAAUCCCAAGCCCGAUGAUGCCUUCCGACUUUGGCGGCAUGGUUCCGGGAUUCGACCCGCCAGCCAUGGCUGAUCCCUCGCAGCUGCCUCAGUCUAAUGCCACUGUUGUGCCCGAUCUUCAGUCGCACGAUAGCCCGCACACCCGCACCUUUGCCCAUCCCAUCUCGAGGGCCUCGCAUGCCGGCCACCAUGUCAAGCGACACGGGCGCUCCCAGUCCCAAAAAUACGAGCAUCCAGCUUCCGAGACCCAGCUGGCCAGCAAGCCCAACCGCGCAUCGCUAUCUCACCCGGAUGCAGCUCGAGAAGCCCUGGCUGCUCAGCUUGCUGCCCAGCCACCGGGCCUUGCACAGACCGCAAGCCUCCCUGGCCAGAUCCUGCCAUUUUCCCUGUCUACUUCGACCAUCUUUCCACAAGCCUCUCAGACCCAGCACGUUGCUCAGCUGUCGACACCUUCGCCGUUGCUCUCGCAGCAGCGGUCCUUUUCCCAACCAGGAAGAGAUCCCGGCACUAUUUAUUACAAACCCACCUCGCAACUCACCAAAGGUCUUGCACCCGAGAUGAUGUCUGCCGCACAGUCUACCCCGCAAGCCAUGAUACCGACGCCAGCUCUCUCUCAGAAUCCGAUGCCACCUCCGGCCGAUGCGUCUAUCUUCCGCAUGUUCACCGGCGGCAUUCCCACCGCCGCGGCUCCAUCGAUGCUGGCCAACAAUGCCCAGGGCCCUAUGCAUCCGGACCCGCUCUUGCAGCUGAACGGCACCCAGAUCGACGCCAAAUCCGGAUCCAUUGCUGGCCUGUAUCCGGGCAUUCCUGCCCGAAUGGGCCCAGUGAAUGGCGCUUCCCAAGCAGACCAGGCCACCCAGGGCGCCCAGAUCUUUGACGGCGGAUUCGUCAACCCAAGCGGCCUGCUGCACGCAGCCGGGAUCCCAAUUCACAGGCCCGUCUCUAGCUCCAGCCAUCGCACUGAGCUGGACGACAUUAUCCAGUCGCUCGAGACAUCAACUUCGCUCAAGAGCCCGCCGAUUCUUCCGAUCGUCGCAACCGAUGCAUACAUGGAAAAGUUCUCGCUCCUGGACCCGAGUCUGUCGCAGUCUGCUGCGAUGGACCUGGUUCCGGACUCGCAGAAUCUAACCAACGCAACAGGCGGCGCCCAUGUUCUCGUGCCGCCCCUUCCAGGUGUUGGUGUCUCGUAUCUGGCGCCCGAUAUCAAUCCGUACUUUACCAGGAGCGGGACGCCCAUGUCACAGUUCUCGCCCCAGCCUUCUCCAAAGGCAUCUCCCCGGGUAUCUCACGCAUCGUCUGUAUCCGCGCCGGCCUCAAACUCGCCUUCGUCAUCACCAGCCCUCAGCUCGGUCUCGGCCCCGGCGACGCCGCAUUCCAUCGCUGGCUUGAUGUCGGGUCCGGCAGUUCCCUCUGGACCUAGCGGCGGGUUGGGCUCAGGCUCAGGCACGGGCUCAGGCUCGGGCGCGGGCAUGAAAAAGUCCAAAGCCGCGAGCAGCAGCGCCGACCCGCCCGUGUCCAAGCCGUACAAGUGCUUGUUCCCAAACUGUACGAAAUCCUACAAGAACGCCAACGGACUCAAAUACCAUAUCGAGUACGGCCACAUGGACGAGGAUGGCACGCAGUCGGACGGUAGCGAGAAGCGCCAGCGACGCUACAAGUGCCGUUUUGGAGGGAUCGAGUGCCACAAGCAGUACAAGAAUCUGGGUGGUCUGCGGUACCACUUUAUUCACCAUCAUCCCGAAGUGGACUGGAAGGAGGAGCUCAAAUCGAUCAAGGAGGAGCGCGACGGACCAGCAGCAGCGGUAGCAUCAGCAGCAUCAGCAUCAGCAGCAGCAGCAGCGGGCCAUACAAUCGACAACAACUUUGACGACCUGAGCGCGGCCCAGCUGGAGCAGCUGAUGUAUUCGCUUGAGUCGGCAGAUAUGUCGAGCAUGGGCGUUGGUGGGCUGGACCACUACGGCGACAUCGCAAACGACUAUCUACAGUAUCCACAAAAUGAAACAGGACACCCUAAUGCUGAGGCCGACGGGCGCUUUUUCUCGAGCUCCUGAAUACACAUGUCCAUCCAUC